This is a messenger RNA of Exaiptasia diaphana, 956 nucleotides long. RefSeq lists its product as uncharacterized. The transcript has 9 exons. The annotation marks the transcript as partial. Lineage: Eukaryota; Metazoa; Cnidaria; Anthozoa; Actiniaria; Aiptasiidae. The record is from RefSeq and is a predicted model, not a curated record.
CAAACUUCUCUUACUUUAAUUGUCAAUAYUCUUUGUUUAUCCAUCCUUAUUUUCACCUUAAAUCAACAAAAUGAUGUCUUGAAAUAUUCCUGAGAAAUGGCAGCAGUAGAUUUGAUUUUGAAAACGCUAAUGUGCUCAAAAGAGUUCUGUGAAGCAGACGAUAAAAAUUGGGAUGCGGUAGCGAAGCUCAUUCCGGGAUCAACAGCUCAGCAGUGCUGCAAGCGAUGGAAAGAGCUUCAAGCUCAUCUACCACUUCAGUACAAAAUGUGUGGUUUUCCAAGCCAAUCAAGUGGCAUUCAGCAAGUUAUUUCCAAGUUACUCAAAUAUGACUUGAUAAAUGACAGCAAAUCAAAAACAAAGAAAAAGUGUAAUAGUACAAAACAAGCUUACAACUCUAUGACAAAGCAAUCUGUUGAACAAGAAGACAACGAUGGAUCAGAAAAGCAUAGCUUAAUGAAAGGUCAAGGCAUCUCAAGUCCAGACCAGCAGAAAACACAUUCAAAGCAGUUCUUUCCUCAAAAGACUCAGUCAUCUGGAAGAGAAUCUGUUAUGUCACAAGGUCCAAAUAUGGUGAUCCAUGUCUGUGAUGAAAGCAAAAACUUAAAACAAGACUUCAACUGCCCAAGAGACCUACUUAUUAGAGAGAUGCGCUACUUUGCAGAGUAUUUAUCAGUAGAGGCACAGAGAUGGGAAGAAGUUGACAUUUCUGUUCAUUGUGAUAUCCAAAUAUUUGACUGGCUGAUGAGAUAUGUUAAAAAGGGUAUUGGAGAAAAAGGCAAAGAGAAGACACAGCCUCAAUUAGAGCCAAACAAUGUCAUCUCAAUACUGAUUUCCUCUGAUUUUCUUAAAAUGGACAGUUUGGUCACUGAAUGUGUUGAAUAUUGCCAUAAAAGUAUGUCAGCCAUUGUGGCAACUCCUUGUAAUAUGAACUGCAUCAAUGACAAACUUGUCACCAG